CCUCCUCAAAUUUUCCAGACACCAUUAGUAUCUGCCGUUCCCAACUUUCAGUUUUCUAAUUAUUAAUUAUUAUUAUUCCUAAUUCGAAUCGGGUAUGUUCCUUAUUCUUCUUCCUCUUUCAAUUUUAUUCGUUUAAUUUGCUUAUGAUCACAUCGUUGCAUGCAACUGUUUGUGUAUGAAUUACUAGAGCUGGACAUAACAUGUUUCCCAAACGCUUACAUACUUCCCUCAACCUUAUAGGGAAGGAAACAGAGCGUGCGAAUACACAUAUCUGUUGCCUUCGCCAACGAAAUGGACUUCUCCGUUAGCUUUGUUUUUGUUCUUCUGCUUUCAUAAGAUUUUUCUACUUCCGUGUAUUUUCUCUGCAACUAAUCUCAUAGUAUCCUUAACGAUUGAAGUCUUCGCCUUCUAAAGUGUUUAGACACCAUUAGCACUCCUGACUGCUCACUGCUCCUUUCAAUGGAGGAUGCUGAAGACAAGAUACCCCCCGUCUCCUCUUCAAAAGGUGCUGAAGGGACACCAAUGGCAGAAUACGUUGGAGACAAGAUACCAUCUGAAUCUUCUCCGAUAAUUGCUGAAGAGACACCACUGACAGAACAUGUUGGAGACAAGCUACCAUCUGAUUCUUCUCCAAAAAUUUCUGAAGAGACACCACUGGCAGAACAUGGAGACAAGCUACUGUCAAACGCCUCUUCAGAAAUAAUUGAAGAGACACCACUGCCUGAACAUGUUGGAGACAAGCAACCAUCUGCAUUCUCUUCAAAAGUUGCUGAAGAGACACUACUGGCUGAGCAUGUUGGAGACAAGCUACCUGCUGAAUCCUCUUUAAAAAUUGCUGAAGAGAUGCCACUGGUAGAACCACCUGAAGAAAAUACUGACGUGAUAAACCCAACAGAUGAUCAAUCUUCCACCGAAGCUUCAUCAAUACCACUUAGUAAUGGAAAAAUGGUGUUUGGCGCUCAUUUGCCAGUGAAUGAGUUCUCUGAAUCAGCAGUGUUGCCAAAUGCCUCUGAUGAUCAAACUAUAAUACAAGAUGAGUGUGUAUCUAUAUGUAUUUCUGCUUCAAACCCAGAUGCUGACAUUGAUGUAACAGAAAAAAGGGAGCAGGUAACAUUGGUUGAAAAUUAUGAACCAGGUGCUGUAGAAGAUGUUUCUGACAGGCCUGAAUUGCUGGUUGAUGUUACUAACAUCACUGCUGACAGUGAUGUUGAUAAUGAGAUUAGGCUCUCAGAUUCUUCUUAUGAAACAAAAUAUUCGCAAAAUGAUCUUGAGGAACUGAAAAUGGCUAUGGGAACAGUUGACUCACUCUCUGGUACCAAGCUGAUUGAUGCAAAAAGAGGCCUUAUUGAUACCACACCUCCAUUUGAAUCUGUCAAGGAAGCUGUUUCCAAGUUUGGAGGAAUUGUGGACUGGAAGGCUCAUAGGAUCCAGACUGUGGAGAGGCGCACUCUUGUAGAACAAGAACUUGAGAAAGCACAAGAGGAGAUCCCAGAUUACAAAAAACAAGCAGAGACUGCUGAGCAUGAAAAGGUUCAAGUACUGAAGGAGUUGGACAGCACAAAGAGACUAAUAGAAGAAUUAAAACUUAACCUAGAGAGGGCUCAAACGGAAGAGCAUCAAGCAAGACAGGACUCAGAACUUGCAAAGCUCAGAGUGGAAGAGAUGGAGCAGGGUAUUGCUGACGAAUCUAGUGUUGCAGCCAAGGCACAACUUGAGGUUGCAAAAGCCAGGUACACAGCAGCUAUUUCUGAUUUGAUAGCCGUGAAAGAGGAGCUGGAAGCAUUGCGCAAAGAAUAUGCUUCCUUAGUGAUUGACAGAGAUGUAGCUAUUAAGAAAGCUGAAGAGGCAGGUACUGCAUCAAAAGAAGUAGAGAAAUCUGUGGAAGAUUUAACCAUUGAACUAAUUGCCUCAAAAGAGUCUUUGGAGACUGCACAUGCCACACAUUUGGAAGCAGAGGAACAAAGAAUAGGAACAGUUAUGGCAAGAGAUCAAGAUUCUCUCAAUUGGGAGAAGGAACUUAAACAGGCAGAAGAGGAGCUGAAGAGGCUCAACCAACAAAUUUUGUCAGCAAAGGAACUCAAAUCUAAACUCGAAACAGCCUCUGCUUUGCUGCUUGAUUUGAAAGCUGAAUUAACUGCUUAUAUGGAAUCAAAGUUAAAGCAGGAAGGUGAUGAAGGAAACUCAAAAGUAGGAACAGAGGAACCAGAGCAGAAGACACAUACUGACAUACAAGCAGCAGUGGCAUCAGCCAGAAAGGAACUUGAGGAAGUAAAGCUUAAUAUAGAGAAAGCAACUGAUGAAGUUAGUUGCUUGAAGGUAGCUGCUACAUCAUUGAAAUCGGAACUUGAACAAGAAAAAUCAACUCUUGCAUCCAUCAGGCAAAGAGAGGGAAUGGCCUCUAUCGCAGUUGCAUCUCUCGAAGCUGAAUUGGAAAAGACCAGAUCAGAAAUAGCUUUGGUUCAGAUGAAAGAGAAAGAAUCUAAAGAGAAAAUGAACGAGCUUCCCAAGAAGCUACAAGUAACAGCUGAAGAGACUAAUCAGGCCAACUUGCUUGCUCAGGCAGCUCGUGAAGAGCUACAGAAAGUGAAGGCAGAAGCAGAGCAAGCUAAGGCUGGAGUGAGCACCAUGGAAAGUAGGUUACUUGCAGCUCAAAAGGAGAUAGAGGCUGCAAGAGCUUCUGAAAAAUUGGCAAUAGCAGCAAUUAAAGCAUUGCAAGAGAGUGAAUCAACUAGAAGCAAGAAUGAAAUGGACCCGUCCGCUGGGGUAACACUUUCUUUGGAGGAGUACUAUGAGCUUAGUAAGCGAGCUCAUGAGGCAGAAGAGCGAGCCAAUAUGAGGGUUGCAGCUGCUAAUUCUGAAAUUGAUAAAGCUAAGGAAUCUGAAUUGAAAGCCUUCGAGAAGUUGGAUGAAGUGAAUAGAGAGAUAGCUGCUAGAAGGGAAUCUUUGAAGAUGGCAAUGGAAAAGGCUGAGAAGGCAAAGGAAGGUAAACUAGGCGUAGAACAAGAAUUAAGAAAGUGGAGAGCUGAGAAUGAACAACGGAGAAAGGCUGGUGAGUCUGGCCCAGGAGUGGUAAACCAGAGUAAAAGCCCUAGGGGUAGUUUUGAGGACAGUAAAGCAAAUAGUUUUGACCAGCCUAACGACGCAACUAAUCCUUCACGUUACUUGUCAAGUCCAAAGGCUGAUGGGCAUGCAGACAAUGAUGAAAGUGGAUCAUCUCCAGAAACAAAGCAUGGAAAAAAGAAGAAGAGGUCAUUCUUCCCCCGGGUUUUGAUGUUCUUUGCCAGAAGGAAAACACAUUCAACCAAGUCAGGGUAAAUCCCAAAUGGAAAUUAUAUGCAUUGCUAUACUGCAGUUAUCUCAGCUCUUAUCCUUUUGGAGAUCUCACAGUGACUUGAAACAUAAAAAUUGUACCGACCUGUAAAUGUUGGUAAUUGCUGUGUGUAUGGUUUGAUUGGAUUAUAUUCUCUCUCUUUCUCUCUGAAGGGAUGGUACAUGGUCGCCUGCUAAGUGCUUUAUGAGGACAUAAAAAUAAGUCCAUCUUUUGGGGGGAAAGAGAAAAUCAAAUGAUUUUGUAUUGUGUAUAGGCUUCUGAUAUAUUGAACCUCGGCUCCUGUAAAGAUUUGUUUGAGAUUUAAUCAAAUGAAAGAAAAAGUUUUCCGAG
Abrus precatorius (Indian licorice) is the source of this 3661-nucleotide messenger RNA. Its product is annotated as protein WEAK CHLOROPLAST MOVEMENT UNDER BLUE LIGHT 1-like. Lineage: Eukaryota; Viridiplantae; Streptophyta; Magnoliopsida; Fabales; Fabaceae. The record is from RefSeq and is a predicted model, not a curated record. The transcript has 3 exons. Bases 460 to 3315 code for a protein of 951 amino acids.